AUGGGUCUCUUCGGCGAGGGUUCAAUGUUCUCCAGCCGUUCAUCCAAAUCGAAAAGGCCAAAGCCCUCGCAUCGAUCCUCGUCCUCCCGAAAGAGCAAGGAACAAAUCGAAACCAAGGACCGAGACCGAGAGCUUAAAAGGCGGGAUUCGGAAUGGGAACGGGAAUCUAGAGAGCGGGAACGGGAACUGGAGCGCCAACGAGAACGAGAGAUGAGGGACCGUGAACGGGAGCGAGAACGAGAGCAAUCACCACCGCCAUCACGAGCCCUUUUUUCUGCCCCAGAUGCCAGUGACAGCAGUGGGAGAAGGGCCCGUAGGCAGGAGAGUUAUAGAGCUGAGAGGCAAGAGAGUUAUAGAGGCGAAGAAAGGGCAGUAGUUCCGAGAGGAGGGCCCGAAGCAGGAUAUGGACCUCAUCCAGGAGGACAAGGAACAUCAGAAGGAGGAGGAGGAGGCCUAGUCAACUUCCUAGCCUCUCUUCUUCUCGGCGACGACGACGAUCUCGACGGCAUGGGAUACGGAACCGACUCCGACUCCGACUUUGACAAGCCACGGCGCUCAUCUCUCAAGACUCCCAAGUCCCGCGGCGGCGGCGUGGACGACGGACAGGCUCCGCGGGACUACUUCUCUCUCAGUCGACACAACAGCAGCCGACUUCUCGACACUUUCGGCGGCGGUGGUGUUGGUGGCGGCACCCCGCGCAGCAGUCACAGACCGGAUAAACCCCCCAAACGGCCAUCGUUUUUUAAGUCCUCUUCUUCCUCAGGUGGCAGACGUAGUUCAUUCUUUGCCAAGUUCCGCCGCUCCUCAUCCUCCUCCUCCUCCUUCUACAAACGCUCCCCCCGCCCCCGCCUCAUCAAAAAACUGCUCAAAAAACUCAAACGUCUCCUCCGCGACCUGGCCUACUACGCCCAGCGGCACCCGAUGAAAGUCUUUAUGCUCGCCAUCAUGCCGCUCAUCACCGGCGGCGCGUUGACGGGUUUGCUGGCUAAGCUGGGCAUCAGGCUGCCGAAAAUCGUUGAUAGAUUGCUGGCUCUGGCGGCGAAGUACAGCGCUGGCGACUCGCUGGGGGCUGUAGGAGAGGUGGCGAGGUUGGCGAGGGAUGGGAUUGGGCUUGGUGGUGGUGGUGGUGGUGGUAGUGGGAAAGCAGCGGGUGCUGGGGCGGCGGCGGCGAUGAUGGGAAAUGCGAUGGCACGGGGGUUUAAUACGACAAAGGUGGAGAGAGGGAGGAGAGGGGAUGCAGUGUGGGAAAAGAGGACGAUGGAGAGGGAUAGCGUGUUUGAUGGGCCUGGAGGGGGCUUAAACUGGCAGGCAGGGUUGAAGAGUGUGUUGAAGAUGUUGUCGGAUUAG
Molecule: messenger RNA, 1347 nt
Organism: Sordaria macrospora k-hell
Lineage: Eukaryota; Fungi; Ascomycota; Sordariomycetes; Sordariales; Sordariaceae
Source: RefSeq, a predicted model, not a curated record